ACUAUCAAGCUGACAGCUGGACUGGAUGCCAUGGCAGACAGUGAAGUAGCCAUAGGAGUGAUCUUUUUGUCACAGACUAUGGUUGGAGCUCUGGGCAAUUUUUAUCUCCUCUACCAUUAUCUGUUGUCUCACUUCAGGGAAUACACAUUAAGAUCCACAGACUGGAUUCUGAUGCACUUAACUAUAGCAAACGUCUUAACUUUAUUGUGUAGAGGAAUGCCCCAGACAAUGGCAGCUUUUGGGCUGAAAGACUUUCUCAAUGAUUUUGAAUGCAAAGUGAUUUUUUAUCUCAACAGAGUGGGCAGGGGUGUGUCUAUAGGCAGCACUAGCUUCCUGAGUAUCUUCCAAGCCAUCACCAUCAGCCCCAUGGAAUCCAUAUGGGCAGAACUUAAAGGUAGAAGACAGAAACAUAUUGUUUCUUCUGUGUACCUGAGCUGGAUCCUAUAUAUGCUUGUCAGUAGUCUAAAUCUUGUGUACUUAAGAGCAAAAUACAACCAGAACAAUACAGCAAGCCUAAAAGAUCUAAAAUAUUGUGCUGCUACUCCUACUGAAAAAAUCAAAGACAUAUUAUAUACAACAUUGUUGUCAGUUCCUGAUUUUCUUUUUGUGGGGCUCAUGGUCUGGGCCAGCACCUCCAUGGUUCUUAUCCUACAAAGACACAAGCAGAGGAUGCAACACAUGCCCAGGGCCAAGGUCUGUUCCAGAUCUUCUCCUGAGUCCAGAGCUACUCAAACCAUCAUUUUCCUGGUAAGCACCUUUGCCUUCUUUUACACACUCUCCUGUAUCAGUAUGAUAUGUAUAAUUCUUUCUAGUCAUCACAGAUGGCUCCUGCUGCAGGUGUCUGCAUUACUUUCUGGGUGCUUCCCCGCUGUCAGCCCCUUCCUUCUCAUGAGCCAUGAGUUCAGUGUGUCCAGGUGUUUCUGCUUUAUCUCCAUAAAGAAUGCUUAG
This is a messenger RNA of Chionomys nivalis (European snow vole), 948 nucleotides long. RefSeq names its product vomeronasal type-1 receptor 4-like. The annotation marks the transcript as partial. Gene Ontology annotation, cellular component: membrane. The transcript has a single exon. Gene Ontology annotation, molecular function: pheromone receptor activity. The record is from RefSeq and is a predicted model, not a curated record. Gene Ontology annotation, biological process: G protein-coupled receptor signaling pathway. Lineage: Eukaryota; Metazoa; Chordata; Mammalia; Rodentia; Cricetidae.